AUGGCUCGUACCCGUGAAGUCCUCUUCAAGAUCUUCUACAGCUCUUCCUUUACCGCGGUCUUCCUACUGCUCAUAGCCUUUGUAGGUGUCGCGCCGGCCGACAAGCUGUACGAGUCGUAUCACCGGCGACGAGUCAUCGACAUAAUCAUCGUUGCAGCCGCAUGGGUGCUGACCGCAUUGAUCGCGGCCUUCCUAUACGGCACUCGCCUCUACACGAAUCGCUCGAUACUCCGAGACAUCCCCAAAACGUUCCUCCCCAUUGAACGGGAAGAUCUUCCCGGGCGCAAUGUUCAUCGACUCAUUCAAGAGACGUUUGCACGAUCAGCCGUCGUGGCAUAUCAUGCAAAGCCGCGCAGUCGGCGUAUCGAGACUGAACUUGAGGGUGCGGGUGAGCGCAUGCUAGUGAUCACCAAGCAGAUCAAGCAGCAUCAUCACGAGCAUUCGAUCACACCACACGAGCGUGUAUUGUUGGAGCCGCAAUGGGGCACUGUGGUCCACGCCGGCUGGCAGUCACCCGCUUCGGACGAAAUGGCGAAUCUCGAAUAUGCGGGUGUUGCGGACGAACUGAUCGACCUCAUCGAAGCAAAGGCUGUCAGCUUGGCUCCUGGCGACAGCCCGCUUGCGCUGGACGAAAGUGGGGUCCCACAGCCAGAUGCCAGGAUCGUUGAUAUGCUCGCCCGACCUCCAGACAUGGGGAUGCGAAACUACCUGGCAGAACUGGCAGACGUGGGCAUGCUGCCUGAUGCCGAUCUCACAGACGAGUUCGUGUCCACUUACGAAUACUCACGCUUCAGUGGCAAACCUUUGACGGAGACCGAGUUUCAAGGCAUGAUGCGCAUGUUCGCCGAGCUUCUUCGGAGCAUGACGGGGCCUGCUGUCGAUCUCUUGACUUUCUCCGACGACGAGGGAGACGAUAUCGACGCCAAGCCUCGAUCUUCUUCGCCUUCGGGAAAUUCAAGCUUGUCAGCGUCGUCGAUUGUGCACAACCCAUCGGCGCCACUAGAGGUAUAUGAAGACUCGGUGCCUAGUAUGUCGAGUACCUCUCUUGACGAAGGCACCCACAGCAUGUACACCACGUACACCGCCCCACAGUCGGCUUCUCACUCGCAGUCGAGGCCUCAGCAGAGCUUUAAUAGCAGGCCUAGUUAUGUCAGACAAGGCACGUCGCGCUCGCGACCAAGCCUGAGGCAGACGCAAAGCAACAACAGCUUCAAGUCUGCGGCAACAAGUCGAAGCAGCAGGAGUGCUGGGACACAGGGUAGUGUCAUCAGACUGGUUACGGAAGAUGCGGCCAACCGAGAUGUUGGUCUCGGCCUACCCUAUGAGAUCAGCGUCAAUGGUUUUGGAAGCAGUCGGGAGGGGAGGGCCUAG
This is a messenger RNA of Cyphellophora europaea CBS 101466, 1371 nucleotides long. RefSeq lists its product as uncharacterized. Bases 1 to 1371 code for a protein of 456 amino acids. The transcript has a single exon. Lineage: Eukaryota; Fungi; Ascomycota; Eurotiomycetes; Chaetothyriales; Cyphellophoraceae. The record is from RefSeq and is a predicted model, not a curated record.